AUGAGUUUGGUUUUAUGCAAUGGUCCUGUCAUGAAGUUGUACAUAUGGGACAAGGCCGCUGCAGUCUUCUGUGAGAAGUUUAAAGCACUUGGAAAACCUCCAACUGUUAUUCUGGUGACAACUGUUAAUCCAAAACGUUUUGGAGGUGCCUUAUUUCUGUCAUCUCUAUCAUCCUCGCGUGUGUUUUUUGAUAUGGAUGUUCAAGCAACCAGAGAAUAUCUGGCUUGGUUUGAAUCGAACACGGAAGUUGCCAAUAGAGUGAAUGCUGAGAUUGUCACCAAAGCUGAGACGGCUACUAUAGGAAAUUUGUUAUCUUACAUGAAGCAGGAAGGGGCAAAUGUCGUUUGGUUCGAGUGCACAGCCACUAUUGAUGAUAUUGUGCAUGACUCGGCGUGGUAUUAUACUGCUUGUGGUGGGUGCAAGACUAAAGCAACCAAAGGGCCUACCACACUUAUGUUUAAGAAGUAUCUCACGAACCUCUCUGUCUAUGACAACAAUGAUCACGCUAGCUUUGUGCUUCUCGGUGAUGCUGGGCGUGAGUUGACUGGGAUGAAAGCCUCAGAAUUGGUUGAGAGAUACUUUGAGGCAAAUGAAAGCGUCGGAGAUGAUCAUGUAGUCCCGGUGCCACCGUCUCUGACUGAUUCCAUUGGACAGACUCGCACGUUCGUUAUCAAGAUAUCAAAACACAACCUGGAUGGCAAGACCCAGUCUUUGACUGUCACCAAAGUUCUUCCUCUGAAAGUUCCAGCACUUAAAGGCAACAUAGAUGAGGACGUGGAAGAGGAGCCUGCUGAUGAGAAGGAUGGAGCUGCAGAUGGGACUGUGAAAAGGAACUCUGAUGGGAUCGAGUCUGGAGAGACCAAGCGUGCCAAAUGUGGCUAA
Messenger RNA from Brassica oleracea var. oleracea, 882 nucleotides. RefSeq lists its product as uncharacterized. The transcript is spliced from 6 exons. Lineage: Eukaryota; Viridiplantae; Streptophyta; Magnoliopsida; Brassicales; Brassicaceae. Gene Ontology annotation, molecular function: DNA binding. Gene Ontology annotation, biological process: DNA recombination; DNA repair; DNA replication. Gene Ontology annotation, cellular component: nucleus. The coding region runs from base 1 to 882 and encodes 293 amino acids. The record is from RefSeq and is a predicted model, not a curated record.